Messenger RNA from Argentina anserina (silverweed cinquefoil), 1042 nucleotides. Its product is annotated as ras-related protein Rab7. The transcript has 7 exons. Lineage: Eukaryota; Viridiplantae; Streptophyta; Magnoliopsida; Rosales; Rosaceae. The coding region runs from base 232 to 870 and encodes 212 amino acids. Gene Ontology annotation, cellular component: vacuolar membrane. The record is from RefSeq and is a predicted model, not a curated record. Gene Ontology annotation, molecular function: GTPase activity; GTP binding.
AGGAGGAAAAAGAAAGCAAUUAUAUCACAACCAAAAGGGGCUCUGGUUGAGCCAGAAAGACGAAAAUGAAUCUGUAACCACAUUGGGAAAAACCUUACCCUUUUCAUCAUUUGUGAUCUUUUCUACUUUCCAAAUUUCCAGGAUAUCUUUCUAUAUAGGAUUCCAUAGAUACAAAGUUCAAAUUUGGAGUUUGAACCUUUGAUCUUCUUCUAGUAUUUAGUAGAAAGCAUUAUGGAUGGCUCUAUGAAACGAAGAACGCUGCUUAAGGUCAUCGUCCUCGGAGAUAGUGGGGUGGGAAAGACUUCUUUGAUGAAUCAAUAUGUGUAUAAGAAGUUCAUUCGACAAUACAAAGCUACAAUCGGUGCUGAUUUUGUGACAAAGGAACUUCAUAUUGAUGACAAAUUGGUGACCUUGCAAAUUUGGGACACAGCAGGGCAAGAAAGAUUUCAUAGUCUUGGCGCAGCAUUCUAUCGGGGAGCAGAUUGUUGUGUUCUUGUUUAUGAUGUGAAUGUUUUAAGAUCAUUUGAAACACUUCAGAACUGGCAUGAAGAGUUUCUCAAACAGCAGGCAGAUCCAGCUGAUACUGAAGCAUUUCCAUUUAUACUGCUCGGCAACAAAAUUGAUAUAGAUGGCGGAAACAGCCGAGCGGUUUCUGAGAAGAGAGCCCAAGAAUGGUGUGCUGCCAAGGGUAACAUAUCUUACUUUGAGACAUCAGCAAAAGAGGACUAUAAUGUUGAUGAAGCAUUUCUAUGUGUAGCAAAUAUAGGACUCACCCAUGAACAUGAACAAGACAUUUUCCCAUGCAGUUACUUCAAAGGUAUAUCAGAAACUGUUUCAGAAGCAGAGCAAAGAGGAGGGUGCGCAUGCUAAGUAAUUCUUGAAGCUCUCUUCAUUAAUUUUACUCUGAAUAUUCUUUUCAUUUUUCAUUCUUAUGACAGUGGAAGAUAGUGUGUUGCCCAUCUCAUGUGCAUACUACUACCACCUUGUCCGGGUGUAAUAAGUUGUCUACUUUUUAUGUAAGAAAGCUAGUGAUCAAGUUUCG